AUGGCGACAGCUAACAUCCCUUCGAUUGCCGUGGUGGCUUCAUCGCGUGCCGUUAUCUCGGGUCGUUUGACUGCGGCUACAAUUGUCAUCUCUCAGACUACUGGAAAGAUCACUGCAGUCUUUGAUUCAGUGAUUCCUUCAUCGGAGUUCCCCGCUGGUACUCCUUACACCGACUACUCUCCUUAUGUACUUUUGCCUGGUUUGGUCGAUGCUCAUGUUCACCUGAACGAGCCUGGCCGUACUGAAUGGGAGGGUUUCUACACUGGUACCCAGGCCGCUGCCUUUGGCGGUGUUACUACUGUCAUUGACAUGCCUCUGAAUGCUAUUCCCCCCACAACCACUGUUGCUGGCUUAAAGGAAAAGCUUAAGGCUGCCCAGGGCAAGUGUUGGGUUGAUGUUGGCUUUUAUGGAGGUAUCAUCCCCGGCAACGCUGCCGAACUUAAGGGUCUCGUGAACGAGGGUGUCCGUGGUUUUAAGGGUUUCUUGAUUGACAGUGGUGUUGAUGAGUUCCCUGCUGUUGGCCAAGAAGAUAUCCAAAAGGCUAUGGUUGAACUAUCAGAUGAGCCCACAACACUUAUGUUCCACGCCGAGAUGGUUCCACCCAUCACCAAGUCCGUGGGUGACGAGGUCCAGAUCUCUGAGCCACCGGCUGUCCCAGCUGGUCCCUUGGAGGCCUACUCGACCUUCUUGGCUUCCCGCCCCUCGGAGUUCGAGACAUGCGCUAUUGAGAGUAUCUUGUCCAUGGCUCACCUGGCCCCCAACCUUCAAUUGCACAUUGUCCACCUCUCGGCUAUGGAAGCCAUCCCUCUUUUGCGGGAAGCCCGUGCUCGUGGAGUCAAGAUUACCGCAGAGACCUGCUUCCACUACCUAUCCCUCGCCGCCGAAGAGGUGCGUGAUGGUGACACUCGACACAAGUGCUGCCCGCCUAUUCGCUCCAAACUGAACCAGGAUGGUCUGUGGGAGGAGCUUGAGAAGCACACCGGUGAUGGUGUUAUUAAGACUGUUGUCUCUGACCACUCCCCCUGCACUCCCGACUUGAAGCAACUUCCCUCCCACGUGCCUGGCGCUGUGAAGGGUGCCAAGGAAGAAAGCGGUGAUUUCUUCUCCGCUUGGGGUGGCAUCUCAUCCGUUGGUCUUGGUCUGCCUAUCCUCUGGACUGAAUUGAGCCGUCGUAAGGGUUUGACCCCUGCCCCUGGUGACGAGAACACCAGGAACGCUCUGCAAGACGUCGUCCGUCUCUGCUGUGCCAACACUGCCGCUCAGGUUGGUCUCGAGACCCGCAAGGGUGACCUCCGCCCUGGCUUCGACGCCGAUAUCUGUGUCUUCGAUGACUCCGCCGAGUGGGUUGUUGAGCCCAGCACGAUGCUUUUCCGCAACAAGUGCUCUCCAUACCAGGGCCGGACCCUGCGCGGUAUGGUCCGUGAGACUUGGCUGCGUGGUGACCGUGUCUUCAGCCGUGAGCAUAACUUCGGUGACAAGGCCCCAGCUGGCAAGCUACUCCUUGAGAAACGGGUUUAG
Penicillium malachiteum is the source of this 1518-nucleotide messenger RNA. Its product is annotated as allantoinase alX. The transcript is spliced from 2 exons. Gene Ontology annotation, cellular component: cytoplasm. The record is from RefSeq and is a predicted model, not a curated record. Gene Ontology annotation, biological process: allantoin catabolic process; purine nucleobase catabolic process. The coding region runs from base 1 to 1518 and encodes 505 amino acids. Gene Ontology annotation, molecular function: cobalt ion binding; zinc ion binding; allantoinase activity. Lineage: Eukaryota; Fungi; Ascomycota; Eurotiomycetes; Eurotiales; Aspergillaceae.